AUGAACGCAGUCGCUGCGAAAGACAAAUUUUUUCAACAACUACCAGACGCAACUGGGAAGCUAGGUGCCUCCACUCAUCAGAAAUGCACAGCAGCAUUGAGGUGUCUAGCAUAUGGAUCAGCAUCUGACGCAGUCGACGAGUACAUCAAAAUUGCUGAAUCAACAGCAAAGGAGUGCCUUGUGCACUUUGUGCAAGGAAUUCGAAAAGCUUUUACGACCGAGUACUUAAGGAGGCCUACAGUAACCGACUUGCAACGCCUCUUACGUGACGGGGAAAGGCGGGGUUUUCCUGGAAAUGAUGGGCGCAUAGAUUGCAUGCAUUGGCAAUGGAAAAAUUGCCCACGAGCAUGGAAAGGGUUGUAUCAAGGUAGGUCCAAAUCUGCAACGGUAAUUCUAGAAGCCGUGGCCUCCGGAGACUUGUGGAUAUGGCAUGCAUUUUUCGGAACACCGGAACUUGCAAUGAUAUCAAUGUAUUGGCACGCUCUCCGGUGUUUGAUGAUCUUUAUCAAGGAAGAGCUCCUGAGGUCACAUUUAAUGUGA
Molecule: messenger RNA, 540 nt
Organism: Beta vulgaris subsp. vulgaris (sugar beet)
Lineage: Eukaryota; Viridiplantae; Streptophyta; Magnoliopsida; Caryophyllales; Amaranthaceae
Exons: 1
Coding region: 1-540 (179 amino acids)
Source: RefSeq, a predicted model, not a curated record